Trichogramma pretiosum is the source of this 1347-nucleotide messenger RNA. RefSeq lists its product as uncharacterized. The coding region runs from base 1 to 1347 and encodes 448 amino acids. Lineage: Eukaryota; Metazoa; Arthropoda; Insecta; Hymenoptera; Trichogrammatidae. The transcript has a single exon. The record is from RefSeq and is a predicted model, not a curated record.
AUGGCAACUAUAGAAAGCCUACUAAGAGCGCAAGAAAAACUUGCGCAGUAUAUUGCUAAUUUUUACAAGAACUCCACGGAGAAGGUGCGAGGAUACCUCCAGACGGCUUCUCACUUCGCGGCAAGGCUGGAGCUGUUGGAAAGCUAUUGGUCAAAGUUUACAGUUAAUAACGACCAGUUGGUAUGCUGUGAAAAGGAUUUCGCAUCGGAGACUUAUUUCACCAACGAUGGGUACGGUUACAUCGAAGCCGAAUAUAUCAGCGCAAAGGCAAGAAUCCGGGACUUGUUGGCAACGGCUCUUCCGUCUGGUGGUUCAGGGGAAGCGUCGGCGGGACGAUCGGAGAUCAGGAUCGAGCAGUUCUCCUCUUUGCCCAGUCUCGCCCUUCCAAAAUUUUCCGGCAAGCAAGAGGAGUGGGAGAGUUUCAAGCAGCGUUUCUCCUCACUCGUCCGGGACAAAGAGCACAUACCGAAUAUAGCUAAGUUGCAGCAUUUAUUAAACGCGGUCCAGGACCCAGCCGCGUUGCGCUUGCGAGGUCUGGAGAUUACCGAGGCCAAUUUUGAUGUCGCUUGGGAGAAACUAAUGCGUCGUUAUGACAACCGACGUAUUCGCCUGGCCACCACACUUGAGAAUUUAAUCCAGCUAUCGGCGGUGAAGUCCAGGAACGCGCAGGAGCUCAGCGAGCUGAUUGAUCAUUCAGAGGAAGCGGUUCGCUCGUUGAAGGAACUGCAGUGCCCCGUCGAACAUUACGAUGCAUGGAUUGUACAUUGCGUAGUACGCAAGCUCGAUACGAACUCUCGAGAAUCAUGGGAAAUUUCGCGUGAAAACUGUGAUGAGCUGCCGAGCUAUUGCGACCUCGUGAAUUUCCUCGAGAGACGCAUUCACUCUCUUGAACAAGCAAGACCAGCGAACGAAAGCCGCGAAGCUCAGACUUCAAGACCGCGCUGCUCGGGUCAGCACCGUGUUUUUGCCAGCAGCACGCAGGUUCAAGAGGAUGGCUCUGAGGGGAGGAUUGCGCCUCUCUGCGAUUUAUGCCAAGGAGGACAUUGGCUUCAUAAAUGCUACAAAUUUUUGGCUCUGUCGCAAGCUCAGCGAUUGGACUUUUGUAAAAAGAAAAAGCUUUGUUUAAACUGCCUGCAUAAGUCGCAUUUCGCCGACAGAUGUCCGUCAAACUUGCGAUGCUUGGAUUGCCGCGGUAAGCAUCAUACUAAACUUCACAUUGACGCUGUGAAUAGGAAGAUACCAAGGCGACGCGACACGGAUGGUGGUUACGACGACCAGGGCGGACCCAACUGCGGAGGACGGAUCGGAGCGUUCGAUCGUUGCGCAUACUACGAUCGCAACCGCUGA